Messenger RNA from Diatraea saccharalis (sugarcane borer), 1740 nucleotides. Lineage: Eukaryota; Metazoa; Arthropoda; Insecta; Lepidoptera; Crambidae. The record is from the annotation of a GenBank genome assembly.
AUGCGUGUGCGUGUUGUCUGUGUAUUGUUUUAUAUUCACUGUGCGUACGCGCAGGUGUUGUACGAUGCAUACUUCGGGACACCGCUGAAAAAUGAAAGAAGCACCUUUCUCAACUUUAUAAAUGCUACUAGUUCAUGUGUAAUCCGAGUAAAGCCAUGUAACCAGCACGAAGGUCGUCGUGUGGACGGCACCUGUGCUAACCCCAAGUACCCGUCGCGUGGCGGGAACACGUUAAGGACAUCGUUGAACGGCUCGGAUCUGCCAUCCACUCGACUCCUGCGCACUAAGCUACUGAGCGACGGUCACCCUACGGAUCAUAACUUCAACAAUCUUGCCUCUCACUUUGGCGUCUUCGCCACCAUAGACAACAUAGACUUGACCGGCAUAUUGCGCUAUACGCCGGUGAGCGACUGCUGCGUCGGCAACACGCCCAAUCGCGUGAAUCCUCAAUGCAUCUCCAUACCGGUGGCGGCUGAUGACCCGUAUCUGCGCCGCACCGGCGUCCGCUGCAUGAACCUCACGCGGAUGCCCACCUUUCAGGAGAGAGGUUGCAUAUCCAACGCCAUACCUGCAGAGAGGUACAAUCUGGUAACUCCUUUAUUAGAUUUAUCCGUCGUUUACGGAUUUACAAAUGAACGUGAGAGACAAAUAAGAGAGUACAAAGACGGACUGCUUAUAUCAGAGAAGCGUAACGUUGCAGAAUAUCCACCUGGCACAGCACGCGACUGUAUCGGAAACAAAAGGCCGAUUGAGAAUAUUUGCUAUGAAUUCGGUGACACGAUGGGUGGUAAUAUUAAUUCCGGUGUAACACUGGUCACAUUGUGGUUCUUCCGGGAACACAAUCGUCUGGCACAUAAGCUGGCAGAGAUCAACCCGUGCUGGACAGAUCAGCAAUUAUUCGAAACAGCUCGAUACAUAAACAUCGCGGAGUGGCAGCACUUGUUUUACUACGAACUUAUGGCAGACUUGUUGGGUAGGGAGAAUGCUAUGAGGACUGGGAUCAUAUACGACACGCAAGGCUAUGUCAAUGACUUCGACGAGAAUUACGAGCCAGGAGUCUAUCACGAGUAUAUCGUCGGCAGCCGCUGGUUCCACACUUUCCAAGAUGGGCGGUCGGAUUUAUACAGCAGUAGAGGCUAUUAUCUAGGCUCAAGGACAGCGGUGGAUGAUGCGUUACGCAGCGGCAUACUCGAGCUCAACAACACAGAGGCAGACCUCACACAGGGCGCCUUCCGUCAACCCUCACAUAAGUUCGACUAUGUCAUCGACCCUGACAUGGCGGAGCGUAUAGCUGGUGAACUACACACAGCACUGGACUUGAGCGCCGUGGACAUCGCUCGUGGCCGUGACCAGGGUCUGCAGCCUUACAACCAGUACCGCAAGCUGUGCGGACUGCCCUACGCUCAUAAGUUUGAAGACUUCCACGACGUUAUAUUCCCAGAUAAAGUAGAACAAAUGCGUCGCAUAUACUACGACGUGAACGACGUGGAUUUGAUGGCGGCCAUCUACAGUGAGAAGCUGAUCGAUGGUGGAUUCGUGGGACCGACGCUCUUCUGCAUCAUUGUGCAAAAUAUGCUGCAGUGGCGCAGAAAUGAAAUAAGAUCAUGUAAAGCAAUUCCCUCUAUGGACUUGACCAAAUGGACUGAUGAACGAUGUUCUCACAAGGACAACAAACAGAACGACUACGAAAAGGAACACAUGCAAUAUUCAAGCAGCCCGUAUGAGUCGUGGGAGUCCUAA